Molecule: messenger RNA, 1636 nt
Organism: Colias croceus (clouded yellow)
Lineage: Eukaryota; Metazoa; Arthropoda; Insecta; Lepidoptera; Pieridae
Gene: MFS9
Product: sialin
Exons: 11
Coding region: 93-1628 (511 amino acids)
Biological process (GO): transmembrane transport; monoatomic anion transport
Cellular component (GO): plasma membrane
Molecular function (GO): transmembrane transporter activity
Source: RefSeq, a predicted model, not a curated record
GACGAGAGGCGCGGGCGUCGAAAGGCUUGCCGGCCUCGAUACAAAACAAUUAAAAUAAUAAUUUCUACAUAAGUGUGUGUGUUUGUGUAACAAUGAGUGAAGAAAACGCAGUGUCGGAUGAUUUGAAACGACAGGCGGCUAUGUUUUAUAAUUCCACGGAAAGAGAUCAACCCAGAAUCAAAGAGCAUACUGAGCAAAGCACAUCAUGGCGGUUCUGGAGGAAGAGGCGGUUGGUGGUCUCCCUACUGGCAUUCUUCGGUUUUUUCAACGUGUACGCUCUGAGGGUGAACCUGUCAGUCGCUGUGGUGGCCAUGACGGAGCCGAUGGAGACGGAACUCGAGAACGGGACUAUAGUUUAUGUGCCAGAAUUCGACUGGAGUUCCCAAACAAAGGGUCUAGUGCUGAGCUCGUUCUUCUAUGGCUACAUCAUUACACAGCUACCUGGUGGAUGGUUGGCGGCUAAAAUAGGAGGUAACAGAAUGUUCGCGAUCGGCGUGGGUAUGACGUCACUGCUGACUCUCUUCACCCCGCCGCUAGCACACACCAGCACCGGUCUCCUUAUUGCUGUUAGAGUUAUAGAAGGAUUAUUUGAGGGUGUGACAUACCCAUGUAUACACGCAGUAUGGUCAUCUUGGGCACCGAGCGGUGAAAGAGCAAGGCUAGCCACUUUUGCCUUUAGUGGUAGUUACGUAGGAACAGUAGUUGCUAUGCCUGUGUGCUCUCUGUUGGCACAUUAUACGGGCUGGCCAGGGAUUUUUUACGUUUUUGGAAUAAUGGGUUUGGUGUGGACGACAAUUUGGUGGAUUGUAGUCAAAGAGUCACCGGAGAAGGAUCCGCAUAUAACAGCCGCUGAACUUAAAUAUAUACAGGAGUCCCGCGGCACGACAGUAUCGGGGUCGCAGGUUCGACACCCGUGGCGGGCGAUGCUCACUUCGGGCCCGGUGUGGGCUAUCGUGGCCGCACAUUUCAGUGAAAACUGGGGUUUCUACACUUUGCUGACGUUUCUGCCUACUUUUAUGCAAGACGUAUUUAAAUUCAAAACGUCCCAAACGGGCUGGCUAUCUGCCGUGCCAUAUGUGGCUAUGGCCAUCGUGCUACAAGUGGCUGGCCACGUGGCUGAUUGGAUGCUAAAAGUCGGCUUAUUAUCGCGCACCAAUAUACGAAAACUGUUUAAUUGUGGCGCGUUUUUAUCCCAGACGAUAUUCAUGGUAGCAGCGGCGUAUGCAGGCAGUGUGAUCGGUUGCAUCGUGUGUCUUACAAUAGCUGUUGGUCUGGGAGGUUUCGCCUGGUCUGGAUUUAGUGUAAACCAUCUAGACAUAGCCCCGCCUCAUGCCAGCGUUUUAAUGGGAUUGUCUAAUACUAUAGCGACUUUACCCGGUAUUGUGAGUCCACCACUUGCUGGAUCUAUUGUUACUGAUAAGUCAGCAGAACAAUGGCGUAUAGUGUUCUUCAUAUCGAGUGCUGUAUAUCUGCUCGGAGCAAUUAUUUACUACAUAUUUUGUUCUGCGGAAAAACAACCGUGGGUCCUCGAAAUUGAUAACGAUGCCAGUUUCGAUACAGACGCAGCUUCCGUAACUACAGCGAGAGGAUAUGAUAAUAAAGCUAUGGAUACACAUUCUGAAAUGUAAUAAAUAAA